CACAGUGGUCUCCCUGUUAAUACUCUCUACCCGAUAACUCAAGGAAGGGUCAUUGUGAAAGGGAAAUAAAUAAAUUCGCAAUUUUGUAAAAGAAGACCGCUAUCUUUAAAAUUAAAUGAUUGAACAUUCAACAGCGUGGAAUCUUAGUCUUUAAUUCAUCCAUGAAUGUAGAUGAUCUAGAAGCGCCUGACACUCUUAUGCAGGAUAGUACUUUAAAUAGUGAUAUAGACGAUGACCAAGUGAGGCAAAAGCACUGCACGAUUUGCAGAAGACCGACAACUUGCUAUGUGGAUACAUACAUUGAUGUCUUUGUUAAUCGUGCAACAGUCGAUGAGUUGAGAAGAAGCGGUUUCAGUUUCCAUUGUGGACUGGGUCAAAGCAUGAAAUACCUGGCUAGAUUUGACUGGAAGAAGCACCCAGCAAGAAAAGAUUCAUUAGUAGAGAUCCAUUUGGAUUGUUAUUUAGAAGACAGUGACAUAUGCAAGGCAAUAGUAGACACCUUAAUUGAUAUCUCAAAUCAUCACAAGAUAGAAAGUGUAAUUUAUCAGUUGCACACAUCAAGGAAGAUCAGAUUGUUUGGUAUCAAAGUCAACCCACUGUGCUUUGUGCUGGAACAGCCAAACUUUGUGCAGAAGAAGGGACUGUGGGGCAUCUCAUUAGAACAUGACACUGUGGAAAGUGUUGAUCACAUUAUAAGAAUAAUCAGCAGCCUACUUCCUGAAGAGAUUGUUAUGACAAGAGACUCCUGGACAGUUCGGCAGCAUCAUAUGGAUGAUUUAUCAAAAUGGAAGUUUAACUCGCCAUGGAAGUUCAUCAUUCGUCUGCAAGAAGAGGAAGAAUCAGUGACCGGCAGAGUUGUCAAGACUGCAGUGCGAGAAGCUCUAGAAGAAUUCACUUCAUCGCUUCUCCAGCAAGACAGGAUGGACAAUCCAUGGGGAUCAGUUUUGGAAAAUCUAAAGAGUCUCUUUGUAUCAAGAAGUGUGCAGAAAGACACAGCAGGCCAAACCUCAGAAGCAAGUGUCACCUCCUUAGCUAAACCAAACACAGAGCCAUCAUCAAAAUCACCCACAAGCAGGACAAAAAGGCUGUCUUUCAAAUCACCAGUUACGGUAGUGGAGAGUACAUUGAAACGUGCACGGACAUCAGAAAAGCUUGGCUAUCAGAGUGGACAAACUUCGACAUGGCAAGCCAAGAAUUUCUGGCGGCAGUUCCUUCAGGACGCAUUUCCAGAUUACCACAACAAAUGCUAUUUUAUUCCACCAAUCUACAUGAAUCGAGUACCCCUUAGCAGACAAUUGGUGGCCGGUAUGCCAGUGCUGGUGCCACAAGCUGCUCGUGGACAAGCAGGAUGGUCACCUAUAGUGAUCACCACUUCAGAUUUAGAACAGCCUCAGGUGGUGUUGGACAGUGAUGUUCGAGAUGACCGUGCACAGCAGCAUGUCUUUUUCUGUCUGAGGAAGAUGGUUGAAGACAUGGAGGAAAAGGGGAUGAUGGUGUUGAGUCAGCUGCAGUUUGGGGAUUACUUGAAUGAACCCAGUUAUGCAGCAGCAGCUGCACAACUGCCGUCACCGUCAAGUCUGCCAUCUGCUUUGCCAAAAAACUGGAAACGUGGGGACUUUGAUGUGCUUAUCAUACACAGAAAGUAUGGUCUCCUUGCUGUUGAAGUAAAAGCUUUUGGAGACAACAUUAAGGCGCUGAACAUGUCCCAAGAGGUUGUUCAUGUAACGUUGCGCAAAAAACUGAAGCAGGCAAUCAGCAUUCUGGACAAAUCGAAAGCAAUGCUGUCACAUUUGGUGUCUGACAUUGCUCCAGGACUGAAAAUUGCAGUGUCCCUAGCAUUUCCUAGCAUCAAAAAGCAACAGGUGCUUGAAGCAGUCAUGGAAAAUUUAGAUCUUGAGCGGGAUUUGUGCCACCGUCUUGAAGUAUCCAAUCUCAUCGAGGCCUCUGAAAGGAUUCUUUGCUCAGAUGAUUUGUCUGACCAUCAUGCACCAUGGGAGGUAACUGCCGAGGUCUCAGAAAAGCUGCAGAAAUGGUGGAGGUCAGUGGUUGCUGUGCAUGGCCCUCACCCACUAAUGACAUCAGAAUGCUAUGAACAUCUCUGGCAAGGUUUUGCGGUCCUGCUACCACAGUAACUGUUCCUUCAAUUAUGUCUGCUCGACUAUCAUUAAGGACAUUAGGUGAUGCUGUUUCUGCAGCUGGAAAAGCAUUUACCUGCAUGGCUCUUUAUCCAGAACAGAUUAAUCUGCUGAACAGUUCCCCACCUCGGGUUUUUCUUGCUGGCCCUCCAGGUACUGGUAAAACAUUGGUUUUACUGUUAAAAGGAGCAGAGAGCUUACGACAUGGGAACAAAAUUCAUGUUUUAAGUACCUGGGCAUAUGGUCGUAGCGCAAACAUCAUGCUGUGCCACCUUUUAAAGCAGACUGUGGAACAAUUAUCAGAUAGCAAAUCAGCAAAUAUUUCCCUUUCUCAUCUUGAGCUACAUCAUUUGGAUUUAGAAGAUGAGGAAAGCACGACAAAAGCAGCAAGCUACAUGGCGGACAAAGCAGAUAACAGUUUACUUCAUGUCUUGGUUGAUGAGGCAGGCCCAGACAGAAGGGGUCAUUUCCAGAGGUUUUGCCAGGGAACUUUUUGCACCAUGUGCCACACUUAGUUUUGUGGGCUGCUAGCUGUUUCCAUGAAAAUACCCCAGGCAGCUGGCAACUGGAAGUUUUGACCAGACCAUUGAGAUCACCACCUGUAGUAGUGCGGGAAGUGAUACAGGCUGAUGAGUUUGAAACAGAGGUUAAAAGGUACAGUGAGAGGGAUAUACCUGCGCCUACAGAUGGCCCUCCUGUGAAGAACCUGUAUCAUAAAUCUGGGAAACAUGGUGUAAAGUAUCCUCAGGAUUGCUUUGAGUGUGGCAGGGAAAUUGCAGAUUUCUUGCACAGCCUACGUAUUGAGAAACCAGUUUUAAACCUGGAGGGUACGUAUCCUGCUCCUCCUUCUCUGGAGUUCAGAGACGUGUUGGUGCUAUGUGCAAAUCCCACUGACAGUGCUGUUGUUCGUGGACUUCAGCAUCGUAUAUUAACGCCAAAGUUUUUAAGGCCGAGAAUAUGGAAGGACAUUGCAACAGCCCGCACAAAUGUGGUCUGGCUUGCAGAUCCCAACCACGUGAGGGGCUUGGAAAGAAAGAUUGUGGUGUGGCUGCUAGACAAUGUUCCAGACUUCACCGACUACCGACUUCAUGCUGUUUCACGCUGCACUUCACAGUUAGUGUUUGUGUUGCCUUUAGAACAAGAUUUCAUCUCAAAGAGUGUCUCUUCCUCAUCAUUGGAUCUGAUGUUAUGACCAGAAAACUUUACAUCAGCAUUUUUGAAAAAAAAUGCAUUUUACAUGCACCGAUCACCCAUUAAUUUUCCUGGUCUACAAUGGUCAUCAUAGACCAGGGGUGCCCAACCUGUGGCCUGUGGAAGUGCCUCAUUUGGCCUGCUUAUUUUAACCAGACACAACAUUAUUUAAUUUUUAAAGUCAUGAUUCUGGCAAAAACCAUGUUCUGGCCCACGAGAUUUUACAUCAUGUUCAGUCCAGCCCUCGGGUGAGUAAAGGUUGGCCACCACUGUUAUAGAUGUCACCAAACAAUGUUACAGGUUUGUGCUUUGCGUCACACAAGAUAUAUUUCUCCAAUAGUGUGAAGGACAAGUGUGCCCAGUCAGAAAUAAAUGUUCACAAUUACAAAUUAAUGUUCAAUCAGUGAGGUCUGCAAGAGUACAGGUGAAGAAUAGCCUGCACUGCCCAGCUGAGGAUCGUGCCCAAAUUGAUUAUAAAUUAAUAGUGAAUGAUUCUUUAUACAUGAAAUAUACUUACUGCCAGCUUACAAACAAAUAUGUAUGUGGCAUAUUGAAGAUUCAACUCAUUAAUUACAUCAACUUUUAUUUGAUAGAUCAUGCAACAUAUGACAAAAAUCUACUUUUAAAAAAAGAAAUUUUACUGGUUAAAGUACCUUUAUUAGCUACUAUUGUCAGUCUGGAAAUGUCUUAAUUUUUUUUAAAUAUUACCACCAUACCAUGGAACAAAAUUUAAAUAAAGACUUUCUGAAGCUUUUCCCUUCCCCCUUUUACAGGAGUAUUGUGCAUGUGCUGUAUGGCAUUGUGUGGUCUCUUUUUGUCUAGCUGGUAUGCCAAUACAGCUGUGUAGAGAAUUAUGUCUAAUGGGAGAUAAUAGAGAUAAACGCAAUUCUUAUUUCAAAAGACACAUGUAUUUCACACAAUUUUAUCAAAGGGAGAAAUUUUAUUGAAUAUUUGUGCACGUCCUAUGAGGGAAGGAAGAAAAUGGAUGGAGAAAGUUAUCCACCCACUAGUGGUAGUUGAAAACAAAUUAAGAAACUAUGAAAAAAGUGAAACAAUCACAUCAUCUUAAAUCAUAUUUGUGCACAUAGUACAUGCUUUCUAGAAUGUGAAAGUAUCAAGUGUUGAUGCUGCUGAGGAGUAACAUGCAGAAAAUUUACUAAGUUCUGGAGGAGGGGGAAGAUUGUGUUUUGUCGGCAUACAUUUAAUGGAGAAGGCAAAUUACUCAAAAAUUCAAGAAACAUUUUGAGGUCUUGGAAAAAAAAAGUCAUCCCAGUCAUUGUUGGCAUUCUGGUUCAAGUCACUUAACACCUGCAUGUAGCACAUGUACACAAUACCUGCAUUGUAAAAUUGCUCAUAGGCAUGAAAUUUCUGUUUACAUCUUUAGAAUUAAGGUAUGAUAAAAAUUUUGUACAGUGGACAGCAUAUUAAUAUUUUAGUGAUUGAUUUAUCUUAAAAUUAUUUCUAAUGUACACUACUACAUGUGCUUAUUCAGUGGUAGGACUGUGGUUUAUGAUUAAUCAGGAGCAGAGUGAUAUAUCUUUCAAAGAUCAGCUAGAAAGAUGAUACAAGUGUUUGUAUGCCCAAAUUAGUGACUAGCAAUGACUUUGACUAUAAAAGGUUUUCUGAAAACUUUGACGAGUCUAAAAGUUCUCGUUAUAAAGCACUUGACCGGCUGUUUACUGCCUAACAGAAAUAAGAACUAUUGGUGUUGUCAAAUGUGUCCCAUUGUCAGCCAUGGAAGAUCUUUUUCUUUGACCUAUUGCUGGGGGAACUGCAUGUAUUAUAUUGGUGAUAACCAAUUCUUCCUACUCCUUCUGGACUGUUUAUGUGAUAACUACUCAAGAGGCAGCAUAAUUUAUCAAUUCUUAAAUGUUGUACUUGUAAUCGACAAAUUAAAUCUUUUUAUUUCCAA
This is a messenger RNA of Pomacea canaliculata, 5238 nucleotides long. RefSeq lists its product as uncharacterized. Bases 162 to 2132 code for a protein of 656 amino acids. NCBI's taxonomy places the organism in Eukaryota, Metazoa, Mollusca, Gastropoda, Architaenioglossa, Ampullariidae. The record is from RefSeq and is a predicted model, not a curated record. The transcript is spliced from 11 exons.